Molecule: messenger RNA, 1792 nt
Organism: Pogona vitticeps (central bearded dragon)
Lineage: Eukaryota; Metazoa; Chordata; Lepidosauria; Squamata; Agamidae
Gene: SCRN3
Product: secernin 3
Biological process (GO): proteolysis
Molecular function (GO): cysteine-type exopeptidase activity; dipeptidase activity
Source: RefSeq, a predicted model, not a curated record
CCUCCUCGGCCGCCUGGGAAAGACAGUUAGGAGCUCGGCGGGCCGGCCGCCAGCCCGAAGGGGAAGCGAGGCUGGCCCUCAAGGCAGGAGCGUAGCUGACGCGCGUCUCGCGGCGGGACUCGUGAGAGCGGUCGUGGGGACGCCAAACGGUCGGGCGCCAAGACCCGCUGCGACGCCGCGAGGCUCAUGAAGAGGGACAGAAUGGCUUUCCAAUAUGUUGAACCUUCCUCCUGCGACACUUUUGUGGCUUUGCCUCCAGCCACGCUUGGCAACAGGAUCAUCUUUGGUAAAAACUCAGACAGGCCAUCUGAUGAAGUCCAGGAAAUUGUGUAUUUCCCUGCUACAACUCAUCUUCCAGGCGAAAAGGUUGAGUGUACUUACAUAGAAAUUGAACAAGUGCCAGAAACAUAUGCAGUUGCCUUGAGUCGUCCCUCGUGGCUGUGGGGUGCUGAAAUGGGGGCCAAUGAACAUGGAGUUUGCAUUGGGAAUGAAGCAGUGUGGGGGAAGGAAGAAGUCUGUGAUGACGAAGCGCUCCUAGGCAUGGAUCUUGUCAGGCUCGGACUUGAAAGAGCUGAUACCGCAGAAAAAGCUGUCAGGGUCAUUGUUGAUUUGCUGGACAAGUAUGGUCAAGGUGGAAACUGUAUGGAGAGUCAUAUGGCAUUUACAUACCAUAACAGCUUUCUGCUAGCAGACAGAAAAGAAGCAUGGGUACUGGAAACCUCUGGAAAAUACUGGGCUGCAGAGAAAAUAGAAGGAGGAGUACGGAAUAUUUCCAAUCAGUUCUCAAUAACAAGCAAGAUUGAUCGUGAGCACCCGGAACUAAGGAGUUAUGCUAUGAGCAAAGGCUGGUGGGAUGGCAAAAAAGCAUUUGAUUUUGCAGGCACGUACUCCUAUUUGAACACGGCCAGGAUGACUACUACGAGAGGCAGAUAUUGUGAAGGCUAUAAACUACUGAAGAAACAUGAAGGCAGUAUAACAGCUGAGACCAUGAUGGCGAUUCUUCGGGAUAAAGAGAGUGGCAUUAACAUGGAAGGCAGCUUUAUGACCACUGGGAGCAUGGUUUCCAUACUGCCUCAGGAGCCUCACCUCCCUUGCAUACAUUUCUUUACUGGAACCCCUGACCCUGACAGGUCUCUGUUUAAACCUUUUAUUUUUGUGCCAAAUAUUGUCCAGUUGGUAAAAACAAGUUCUCCCAUGUUUGGCCCUGAGGAUCCUGUUAAAAAGCAACCACGAUUUCAGACUAAGCCAGAUCGAAGGCAUGAACUCUACAUAAAGCAUGAGAACUCAGCUCUUAUGUUGGAAUCCUCUAAGGAGAAGUGUGAAGUCAUGAUGCAACAGAUCCGAAAGCUGGAGAAAGAGAAAAUCGAUGAAAUGGAAAAUAUUCUUCAGAAUGGAUGCCUUGAUGUUAAUCAAGCAGUUAAUCUCUUUUCUAGCUGCAUAGAAGAUGAAAUACACAUAUACGCUUAAGAAAGUAAUGGCUGCUUAGCAUUCUUGCUCAAUUGUUGCCUUCCCAAAGGAGUUUUGCUCUUUGCUUGUUUGCCAGUUCGAGGCAAACUGCAAUCAAUCUGGAAGAGAACAUUUUGAUAUUAAGGUGGUGAACUGUAACUGCUAAUUGUUAAGUACCGUUUUCAGCCAAGCACUAUCUGUAAAGUAGUUGUGAAAAUGCAUUCAUUUAGGCUAAAAUUCCAUACACACUUCUUCACCUAGUAAAAGUAGAUUUGAACUCAGUGGGACUUCUGAGUAGACAUGCAUUGAGCUGGCUGGAUAGCUCAGUGAUUUAAAGGCUGAGAGU